CAAGAUGGCAGUACCAUGUAAACAAGCCGCACAACGAUGCUGAACGUGAACAAUUUUAUAUUUUUAAACAUGUACAAAAACUCUCCAUCAAUCUAGUGACUACUCCGUUCCAUCCCAGCAUUUCUAUUCUUUAAGACUCAAAUAACUCAUACAUUGUCCUGUAGUUUAGUUCACUUUCCCGUGUAGGUACAGCCGGAAGCAUGGCAGACGCAGCGGCCCGUCAGCAGCAGUACGAAUACAAAGCGAACUCCAAUUUAGUCUUACAAGCUGACAUCCGUCUUAUUGAACGACGAAGUCGUGAUGAAGCGACAGGAGAAGUUUUAUCAUUGGUCGGCAAGCUGGAUGGCACUCGGAUGGGAGAUAGGUUUGAAAGGAGGAAGCCUAUCAAAGCAGAAGAAAGAAAAGUCAAGCGUCAAAAGAGAGAUGAAGCUCAGUAUGACUUUACUAGAAUGAAAGGAGCAACUCUUCUGUCAGAAAGUGUCCAUGAAAUGGUCGGUAUCAUCUACAAACCAAAGACACAAGAAACUCGGCAGACAUAUGAAAUUUUAUUGAGUUUUAUUCAAGAAGCACUCGGAGAUCAGCCUCGAGACAUAUUAUGUGGAGCAGCUGAUGAAGUUCUUGCAGUUCUAAAAAAUGAUCGUCUUAAAGAGCGUGAGAAGAAAAGGGAAACAGAGUCACUUUUGGGCCCUUUAACUGAUGAAAGAUUUGCUCUAUUAGUUAACCUUGGGAAGAAAAUCACUGAUUUUGGAACCGACGACAAAGUUACAGUUUCAGAUGAAAAAAUCGAUGAAACAUACGGUAUCAAUGUACAGUUUGAAUCCAGUGAGGAAGAAGACAAUGAAGAUGUAUAUGGAGAAGUGAGAGAAGGUGGAGAAGAGAUGGAAGAAGAUGGAGAAGAAGCCUCUAUGAGAGCCAUCCAUGCCGAAAAUCUAACUGGAGGGGAGGCAGUUACCAACAAAAAAGAAAGGACCCUCCAUCCGCGAGACAUUGAUGCAUAUUGGCUUCAAAGAAAUCUAUCACGUUUCUAUGAUGAUGCUAUGGUAUCUCAAUCUAGAGCUGCUGAAGUCUUAGAAAUUUUGCAAAGUGCAGGAGACGACAGAGAUUGUGAGAAUCGGCUGGUCUUAUUAUUGGGUUAUGAUUGUUUCGAUUUCAUCAGGAUCCUCAAAAAACACUGGCACAUGAUUCUGUACUGUACGCUUUUAGCCUCAUCUCAAAGCGAAGCUGAACGUCAAGAGUUAAGAGAGAAAAUGAACCAAGACCCCGCUCUGCAACGGAUUCUCAAACAACUUGAUACAGGUAAAACUGAAGACGAAGAAGAAAGUGGGAGGUACAGAGGCUCAUCUCGAAACUUAGAUCAUGAAGAGGAAGAGGAUGAAGCAACAAACAGUGCAGUUGUUGCCGGUAACAGACAAAUGGUGGAUCUUGAAGAUCUUGCCUUUGCACAAGGAUCUCAUUUUAUGUCGAAUAAACGGUGUCAACUACCAGAUGGAUCUUAUAGGAAACAAAAGAAAGGUUAUGAGGAAGUCCAUGUUCCAGCUUUAAAACCAAAACCAUUUGGCGCGGACGAGCAACUCAUUGCAAUUGAUACAUUACCUCGUUAUGUACAGCCAGCAUUUGAAGAUUUUAGAACGCUCAAUAGAAUUCAGAGCAAACUUUACAAAACAGCCCUGGAAUCAGAUGAGAACCUUUUGCUUUGUGCCCCUACCGGUGCUGGAAAAACAAACGUAGCCUUAUUGACAAUGUUACGAGAAAUUGGAAAACAUAUAAACGCAGAUGGCUCCAUAAAUGCAGAUGAAUUUAAAAUAAUUUACAUUGCACCUAUGAGAUCACUUGUGCAGGAAAUGGUUGGAAGUUUCAGCAAGCGACUGAGUUCAUAUAACCUAACCGUUUCAGAAUUGACUGGUGAUCAUCAGUUAACAAGAGAACAGAUUGAAGCAACCCAGAUCAUUGUUUGCACUCCAGAAAAGUGGGAUAUUAUCACACGAAAAGGUGGUGAUAACUCUUUUAUACAGUUGGUUCGACUUAUAAUCAUUGAUGAAGUUCAUUUGUUACACGAUGAAAGAGGUCCAGUGCUAGAGUCAAUCGUCGUACGUACAAUUCGUAACAUUGAAACAACCAAAGAAGAUGUUCGUAUCGUGGGUCUCUCUGCUACCUUGCCGAAUUAUCGGGAUGUAGCCACCUUCCUGAGAGUUGACAAAGGACUUUAUUAUUUCGAUAACAGCUUCCGUCCUGUCGCCCUUGAACAACAGUACAUUGGAGUCACUGAAAAGAAAGCACUUAAAAGGUUCCAGAUGAUGAAUGAAAUUGUUUAUGAGAAAGUCAUCCAACACGCUGGUAAAAACCAAGUUUUAAUUUUUGUCCAUUCCCGCAAAGAAACUGGCAAGACUGCACGCGCAAUAAGAGACAUGUGUUUAGAAAAGGAUACAUUAGGUUUAUUCUUAAGAGAAGGUUCUGCUUCAACUGAAGUAUUGCGCACUGAAGCAGAGCAAGUCAAGAACAAUGAAUUACGCGAGCUAUUACCUUAUGGCUUUGCCAUGCAUCAUGCUGGUAUGUCACGUGUCGAUCGUACUCUUGUUGAAGACUUGUUCGCAGAUAGACAUGUGCAAGUACUAGUCUCAACUGCUACUCUCGCCUGGGGUGUCAAUUUGCCAGCGCAUACAGUCAUUAUUAAAGGAACACAGAUUUACAACCCUGAAAAAGGACGAUGGGUAGAACUCAGCGCUCUUGAUGUCCUUCAAAUGUUAGGACGUGCUGGAAGACCUCAAUACGACACAAAAGGUGAAGGUAUCCUCAUAACCAAUCAUAGUGAGUUGCAGUAUUACUUGUCGCUACUUAACCAACAGUUGCCCAUUGAGUCUCAGUUUGUCACAAAGCUUCCGGAUAUGUUAAAUGCUGAAUUAGUCCUAGGUUCUGUCCAGAACAUGAAAGAGGCUGUUAAAUGGCUUGGUUACACAUACCUGUUUGUUCGAAUGUUGCGCGCUCCCUCACUUUAUGGCAUAUCUCAAGAAACUCUUGCAAAAGAUCCUCUUUUAGAACAGCACAGGGCUGAUCUUGUUCACACAGCUGCUUUGCACCUUGAGAGGAGUGGUCUCAUCAAAUACGAGCGUAAAACAGGACACUUCCAAGUCACUGAAUUAGGUCGUAUUGCAAGUUACUAUUAUUGCACAAAUGAAACCAUGGCUACUUAUAAUCAGCUGUUGAAACCAACAUUGAGUGAAAUUGAACUUUUCCGCGUGUUUUCACUGUCUAGUGAAUUCAGGAACAUUACUGUGCGGGAGGAGGAAAAGUUGGAGCUUCAAAAGUUGAUGGAAAGAGUUCCUAUUCCCAUUAAAGAAAGCAUGGAGGAAGCAAGCGCAAAAGUUAAUGUUCUUUUACAAGCAUACAUCUCACAGCUGAAACUGGAAGGAUUCGCACUUAUGUCGGACAUGGUUUACAUAACGCAGUCAGCAUGUCGUCUUCUGCGGGCAAUUUUUGAAAUUGUACUUCAUCGUGGCUGGGCUCAACUCGCAGAUAAAACCUUAUCUUUGUGCAAAAUGGUCGAUCGUCGAAUGUGGCAGUCAAUGUUACCUUUAAGGCAGUUCAGAAAAAUGCCGGAAGAAAUAAUCAAGAAAAUCGAGAAAAAGAACUUACCAUGGGAACGUCUGUAUGAUCUGGGACCAAAUGAACUUGGAGAACUUGUUCGUGCUCCCAAAUUAGGAAAAACUAUUCACAAAUACAUCCACCAGUUCCCUAAACUCGAAUUGUCUACUCACAUUCAACCAAUCACGAGAUCCACCCUGAAAGUUGAAUUGACAAUUACUCCCGACUUUGUUUGGGAAGAUAAGGUGCAUGGUUCUUCCGAAGCGUUUUGGAUCAUGGUUGAAGAUGUGGAUUCAGAAGUUAUCCUUCAUCAUGAAUUUUUCCUUCUAAAGGCGAAGUAUCAAGCUGAUGAACAUAUUGUCAAAUUCUUCAUUCCAGUUUUCGAGCCCCUCCCUCCGCAGUAUUUCCUCAGAAUAGUUUCUGAUCGUUGGAUCGGUGCGGAAACACAACUUCCAGUGUCUUUCAGACAUCUUAUAUUGCCUGAAAAGAACUUACCUCCCACAGAGUUGCUAGACUUGCAGCCUCUACCUAUCACUGCUCUUAGGAACAGUCAAUUUGAAUCUUUAUAUCAAGAAAAAUUCCCACAGUUUAAUCCAAUUCAGACGCAAGUUUUCAAUGCAGUCUACAACAGUGACGACAAUGUCUUUGUUGGAGCACCUACUGGCUCAGGUAAAACAACUAUAGCAGAAUUUGCCAUCCUUCGUUUACUGUCGCAAAAUCCUGAAGGACGCUGUGUUUAUUUAGUGCCCCAAGAAUCUCUAGCAGAAAUUGUCUAUGAAGAAUGGCAACAGAAAUUCGGCACGUUGUUGGGUCAGAAAGUAGUUCUUCUGACAGGAGAGACAGCAACAGAUUUGAAAUUGUUGCCUAAGUGUCAAAUUGUCAUCACAACGGCUGAAAAGUGGGAUGUGUUGUCACGAAGGUGGAAACAGCGUAAGAACGUUCAAAACAUCCAUCUUUUUAUUGUUGAUGAACUUCAGCUAAUAGGUGGCGAAGAGGGCCCUGUGCUGGAGGUUGUUUGUUCUCGUAUGCGGUACAUGUCUGCACAGAUGGAAAAACAAAUCAGAAUAAUCGCCCUCUCUGCAUCUGUUGCUGAUGCUCGUGAUCUCGCUCAGUGGUUAGCUUGCUCGCCCAACUCCAUGUUCAAUUUCCAUCCAAGUGUACGGCCAAUCCCACUAGAACUUCACAUACAAGGCUUCAAUAUUACUCACAAUGCAUCUCGACUGAUAGCAAUGCAAAGACCAGUUUAUAAUAAUAUUGCGAAACACAGUUCAGACAAACCUGUCAUCAUUUUUGCACCAACAAGGAAACAAGUUCGGCGUACCGCUAUUAGUAUUCUAACUUACGCUGCCGCUGAAGGCCAACCUAAGAGAUUCUUUUAUGCAGAAGAUGAAGACAUCAAGCCAUUUUUGGCUCGUAUCUCAGACAAUACUUUAAAAGAGACUUUACCAUAUGGCGUCGCAUACAUGCAUGAGGGUCUUUCGCAUAGUGACAGGCAGCUAAUAGAGCAGUUGUUUGAAACAAACGCAAUUCAAGUAGCAGUUGUUACAAGAAAUCUAUGUUGGAGUCUUACCAUCUCUGCUUAUUUAGUAAUAAUCAUGGACACUCAGUAUUAUGAUGGAAAAAUCCAUGCGUAUGAAGACUAUCCAAUCACAGAUGUUAUUCAAAUGGUAGGUCGUGCCAACAAACCUCUCGAACACAAUGAUGCCAAAUGCAUUCUCAUGACUCAAAACUCAAAGAAGGACUUUUUCAUGAAGUUCCUAAAUGAACCAUUGCCUGUAGAGAGCCAUCUGGAUCACCGUUUGCAUGAUCAUUUCAAUGCAGAAAUUGUGACAAAGACUAUUGAAAACAAGCAGGACGCUGUGGAUUACUUGACUUGGACAUUCCUGUACCGACGGACCACUCAAAAUCCUAACUACUAUAACCUCCAAGGAGUUACACACAGACUUCUUUCUGAUCAUUUAUCUGAACUUGUUGAAAAUACACUCCAGGAUCUUGAACAAUCCAAAUGUAUCAGCAUAGAAGAGGAAAUCGACUGCACUCCAUUGAAUUUAGGAAUGAUCGCUGCUUACUAUUACAUCAAUUAUACAACUAUAGAAUUGUUCUCAUUAUCUUUGAAUAACAAGACUAAGAUCAGAGGUUUACUAGAAAUCAUAUCAAAUGCUUCAGAGUACGAGGCAGUUCCAGUCAGACACAGAGAAGAUAAUUUGCUUCAGAGUCUUGCGCAAAGACUGCCAAAUAAACCAACAAGUAGUUCCGGCCAGCCUGUCAAGUUCAAUGAUCCUCACAUCAAAACCAAUCUUCUGUUGCAAGCUCAUCUUUCUAGGAUUCAACUAGGUCCUGAGCUACAAGGAGAUACUGAAAUGAUUUUGUCAAAGGCAAUCAGACUUAUUCAAGCAUGUGUGGAUGUUCUGAGUUCGAAUGGAUGGCUUUCGCCAGCUGUCGCUGCUAUGGAACUUGCGCAGAUGGUCACCCAAGCCAUGUGGAGUAAAGACUCCUACCUCAAACAGUUACCGCACUUUACACCAGAAGUCAUCAAAAGGUGUCAAGAAAAGGGUGUUGAAACCGUAUUUGAUGUCAUGGAAUUGGAAGAUGAAGAUCGUGUUAAACUUCUACAAAUGACUGAUUCGCAAAUGACAGAUGUUGCCAACUUCUGUAACCGUUACCCUAACAUUGAUAUCAAUUAUGAGAUCAACAACAAAGAUAAAAUAACAAGCGGUCGACCUGUCAACAUCACUGUUAAUCUUGAACGAGAAGAUGAAGUUACUGGGCCUGUCAUUGCACCCUUCUUCUCACAGAAAAGAGAAGAAGGUUGGUGGAUUGUCAUUGGUGAUCCUAAAGCUAAUUCACUACUUUCCAUCAAGAGAUUGACACUUCAGCAGAAAGCAAAAGUCAAGUUGGACUUCAAUGCUCCAAAUCCUGGUCAUCAUACUUACACCCUGUACUUCAUGAGUGACGCUUAUCUAGGUUGUGAUCAAGAAUACAAAUUCAGCAUUGAUGUCAAUGAAGAUUAUGAUUCUGCAGACAGUGAUGAAGAUUAAACUGUAAGCUGAAAUAAUAGUUUGGCUCUUUAUACCCCUCAAGGUACUGUGUCUUUCCCCUCUCCUAUAGGUUUUGAUAAACUCCCACUUUAUAAUUGUAAAAAAAUGUAAAUAAGCUGUAAAAAGAAAAGAAAAAAACAAAUAAAGAGUCUUCUUUUAGAAAGAAA
Molecule: messenger RNA, 6784 nt
Organism: Bemisia tabaci
Lineage: Eukaryota; Metazoa; Arthropoda; Insecta; Hemiptera; Aleyrodidae
Gene: Brr2
Product: U5 small nuclear ribonucleoprotein l(3)72Ab
Biological process (GO): resolution of meiotic recombination intermediates
Cellular component (GO): nucleus
Molecular function (GO): ATP hydrolysis activity; nucleic acid binding; DNA helicase activity
Source: RefSeq, a predicted model, not a curated record